Molecule: messenger RNA, 1820 nt
Organism: Daldinia loculata
Lineage: Eukaryota; Fungi; Ascomycota; Sordariomycetes; Xylariales; Hypoxylaceae
Product: heme peroxidase
Exons: 1
Coding region: 582-1631 (349 amino acids)
Biological process (GO): hydrogen peroxide catabolic process; cellular response to oxidative stress; response to reactive oxygen species
Molecular function (GO): heme binding; peroxidase activity
Source: RefSeq, a predicted model, not a curated record
CUCAUUUCAGUUCUCUGGGAUAUACAAACUUUUCAUAACGAAGUUUAUAUCGGAGUAUAUAUGUGUUCUUGACUAUGGUCUUAUUUGGAGACUGUCGAUCUAGUCGUCUUUGCUACAAGUCACUACAUCCCUUAGCACGGCAUCAAGGGUGUAAAACAAAUUCCACCUACUAUGUACAAUAAACACCAGCGCAUCAGAUAAACCGGAACCACUUAUGAGAGACCAAUAUUUACGUUUUUAAUAUCGAUGACACGAGGGAGAGAAGUGGAUCAAUGAUGAUAACACCAGCACUUAACUCAAACAAGCCUAACGCAAUUUGGCUGUGGCGCUGCCGAGGCUCCUCGGGGGUGAUUCGCCGAGCUUCGGGCUGUUGAGUUCGAGGUCGUCAUGCUCAUGCUAGUCAGAUAUGGCUUCAUCUAGUUUUUCUCCGGUUAUCUCAUUACGAGUCCUAUGUACAAACUAACGCUACUUGGUCCCAACGUUUUAACUCUUGUCACAAUACAAAUCAUUUCAUAAGGGACUUAUAUAUUCCUACCUACCUUAUAAUAGAGAUACACUUAAGACCACCAGCUGGACUCGACAUGGCGCAGGAUAACAAUAACCAGCAGCCCACGACGGCACAACUCGACGAAGUUAAAGCGGCCGUGCGCCAGCUCCUGCACCAGCCUAACUACGAUGAUGGAUCCGCGGGCCCCGUGCUUGUGCGACUUGCCUGGCACGCAUCAGGCACGUACUGCGCGAAGACUAACACGGGGGGUUCGAACGGCGCCGGGAUGCGCUACGAGAAGGAAGGCGGCGACCCAGCCAACGCCGGCCUCCAACACGCACGCGCAUUCCUCGAGCCCCUCAAGGCUAAAUUCCCAUGGAUCACAUACGCAGACCUCUGGACCCUCGCCGCCAUCGUCGCGAUCAAAGAGAUGGGCGGGCCAGAAAUCCCCUGGCAAGGCGGCCGCACCGACUUCACCGACGACAGCAAGAUCCCCCCGCGGGGACGGCUCCCCGACGGCGCGCAAGGCGCCGAGCACCUGCGCUUCAUCUUCCACCGGAUGGGCUUCGACGACCAAGAAAUCGUCGCGCUGUCCGGCGCGCAUAACCUCGGCCGGUGCCACGGAGAUCGCUCGGGGUUCGAGGGCAAGUGGGUGAACAACCCGACGCGCUUCUCGAACCAGUACUACAAGCUGCUGCUAGCGAACGACUGGAAGAAGACGACGCUGCCGAGCGGGGUUACGCAGUUCGUGUACGUCGAGGAGGGGGGCGACGGCGACGACGAGAGCGCGGCGGGGAAUGGCGAGAAGAAUGAAGGGCUGAUGAUGUUGCCGACGGAUAUAGCGCUGUUGUCGGACCCGGCGUUUCGCCCGUGGGUCGACAAGUACGCGGCGGAUAAGGAUUUGUUCUUCGAGCACUUCUCUGCCGUGUUUGCUAAGUUGCUCGAGCUGGGUAUCAGGCGGGACGCGAGCGGCAAGGUUAUCAACGAGGAGAAUGCUGAGGAGGGGUAUAAGAGCGCGCCGAAGAAGAGCGAUGCGGCUACGGCGCCGGGAGAUCAGGGCUCGGGACAGGUAGGCCAUGAGGCGCGUCCGUUGAAGGAGGAUAAUGAGAAGGCUCGUAAGAGGAGGGAGGGCGCGAAGUUAUAGACUGACGAUAGAGAUAAGGGGCUUUUACAGGCUGGAUAGAUGUGGUGCGUACUGUCAGGGCUGUACAUAUCAAUAUGUAUAGACUAGAGCAUAGGUUGGCGCCUACGUACAGACGGACGAACAUUACGCGUUCAGAAAGAAAUCAUAGAAUAGAUCAUAAUAUCAUAAUUCACUGCCGACGGGAAUCCU